This is a messenger RNA of Emiliania huxleyi CCMP1516, 393 nucleotides long. RefSeq lists its product as hypothetical. The record is from RefSeq and is a predicted model, not a curated record. Bases 1 to 393 code for a protein of 130 amino acids. The transcript is spliced from 4 exons. Lineage: Eukaryota; Haptophyta; Isochrysidales; Noelaerhabdaceae.
AUGGUGGCGCCGCCGCUGAUGAAGCUCGCGAGCGUGCGCGCCAAGCACCUCUGCGAGACGGAGGAGGAGGCUUGCAAGGGGUCGGACUCGUGCAAGGGGCCGGGCCGCGAGCCGCGCGCGUCGCCGGUGCCUCGCAUUGCCGGCCGCGCCUUCGACGGCGCCGAGCUGCGGUACGGCGACGUGACGACGGAGCCGCGCCUCUGCUUCACGCACAUCUACAUCUUCGACUGGGUGUUCGCCAAGCCGACCCUCGCAAAGGUGGCCAAGGUGCUGCAGGCGUCGCCCUUCUACGUGCAGCCCGUCGCGAAGCUGUCCGGCUUCCGCACGACCGGCGGCGAGGGCAUGACGGCCUGGAUCUACAUCAACUUGGAGAAGGUGCCGGGCGCCGUGUGA